This is a messenger RNA of Zingiber officinale, 4263 nucleotides long. Its product is annotated as FT-interacting protein 7-like. Bases 267 to 4067 code for a protein of 1266 amino acids. Gene Ontology annotation, biological process: iron-sulfur cluster assembly. The record is from RefSeq and is a predicted model, not a curated record. Lineage: Eukaryota; Viridiplantae; Streptophyta; Magnoliopsida; Zingiberales; Zingiberaceae. Gene Ontology annotation, molecular function: iron-sulfur cluster binding; iron ion binding. The transcript has 5 exons.
UUAUAGCCGAACACCAAUCUCGAUCGCAUUCUCCAUGAAAUUAAAGAGCGAGAAGCGAUGAAAUUGGCAACGACACCACGCUGAGCAACGAUUAAACUGUGGACGACGAGGAGGAAGAGACUACGGAAGCGACGAGCUAAAGGGAAUAGGGAAGUCCAGGCAUCGUAAUCUUAUUCGGUUGCAUCAACUCUUCAAGUCUUCUGAAUUUUAUGAUCGAUUGGUUGUUCUUCAUGAUCAACUCGUAUGCUUAGCGAGUGUUUGAGCGGAUGAGAUCGAUGAAGUUGGCCGUGGAGAUCGUGAAAGCAGACGAUUUGAAGCCGAAAACCCGGAAUGGAUCGGCGAAUCCCUUCGUCUCGGUGGAAUUCCGAGGCAAGCGCCGCCGCACCGCCACCAAGCUCAACUCCCUGAGCCCCUGCUGGGACGAGACACUGCUCUUCCCUGUCGCUGACCCCCUCGACCUCCCACAGAGCACGAUCGAGGUCUCUGUCUACCACGACAACUCCAACUUCAACUCAACCGCCCAACAUCGCAACAGCUUCCUCGGCCGCGUCCGCCUGUCGGGUUCUUCCGUCGCGCCGUGCCGCCUCGACGCUGCGCUCCAGCUUUGUCCUCUCGAUAAGCGCAGCUUCUUCUCCAACGUCCGCGGCGAGCUCACCCUCCGCGUCUACGUAGUCACUGAAGACGACGAUGUUCCUGUCCUGAACUCUGUUCAGGCGGAGGCGGAGGCGGAGGUGGAGACGGUGGCAGCUCCAUCCACCGUCUCCGCUAUCGCCGGGAUUAGCCGUGGAAUCGAGCCGCUGCCACCUAGGAAGAAACGGAGCCAACUAGCACCGGCCAAAGAAAAGAUACUCAGAGAGUUUCGCUCCGUCGGAACCGCCAAGGAUCAGGUCCUUCCAACGAACGCAACGCAGGUCUCCUCCAACCGCGAAAGGAGGCGCCAGCCACCUUCGUCGCAGUACUAUUACCAUGCGAGCCAAGAGCAAGCUAUGCCGGCCGCGCCGUUGACAGUUCCGGCGAAUCCGUCACCUCCGAAGAAAACAGAGUACGAGCUCGUCGAGACACGGCCGUCCCUCGCGGCCCUCCUAGGCUACCUCUGCUACAAGAACAGUGACAAGAUCAAGAACACCUACGACCUCGUUGAGCAGAUGGAAUUCCUCUACGUGCUCAUCGUCAGGGCCCGCCACCUAUCGGCCGCAGGCAUCGCCGGAAGCCUGGAUCCUUACGUGGAGGUAAAGAUUGGGAACUUCACAGGAAAGACCAAGCACCGGGUGCAGAGCCGGGACCCGGAGUGGGGGGAGUGCUUCGCCGUGUCCAAGGCCCACCUGACGGCGGCGCGCGUGGAGGUCAUCGUCAAGGACAAGAGCCUCCUUGUGGACAACUCGGUGGGCAAGGUGGCAGUGGAGGUGGUGGACGUGCCGGUGCGCGUGCCGCCUGACGGCCCGGUCGCCCCGCAGUGGUACCGGCUCUGGAAAGUGAACGGCGACUACGAGGACGAGGCCUACCGCGGGGAGAUAAUGAUGUCCUUAUGGAAUGGGACGCAGGCGGACGAGUUGUACUCGACGGCGGUGCACUCCGACGCCGCCCUCCUCCCCUCCGCCGGCAUCCCUCACACACGCGGCCAGGUCUACUACAAUCCCCGGUUGAGCUACCUCCGGGUCAAGGUCGACUCGGCCCAGGAUCUGCUGACUUCCAGACCGGAUCCGGAGAUCUUCGUAAAGGCCCGGUUCGGCCCGCAGGUAUGCGACACCAGGCCCUCCCCGGUCCGCUCGCCGAACCCCACGUGGAAAAAUGAGGAGAUCAUGCUGGUCGCCAGUGAACCUUUCGACGAAUUGCUAGUGCUGACGGUGAUGGACCGGGCCAAGAACGAAGCCUUGGCCCAAGUCGUUCUCGGCAAGGGCUUGAUCCGUACCCACGCCGACCACCGCAAACCCUUGCCUUCCCAGUGGUUCGCCCUCGAGAAGCCAGGCGGCGGCGGCGGCGGACAAUACGGCAAAAUCCAGGUCGCGUGCUACUACGACAACAGUUAUCACGUCAUCGACGAGGCCGCCCACUUCACCAGCGACUACCAGCCUUCCGCCAGACCGCUCAGGCGGGCCACCGUCGGCUCGCUGGAGAUAGGGAUUCUAGACGCCAAGGAUCUCGCGCCGCAGUGGAGUAACAAUGGCAGCGGCAAGAGCGACGAUGCGACCAACGCUUACUGCGUCGCCAAGUACGGUCCCAAGUGGGUGCGCACGCGGACGAUCCUUGGGACGAAGCAGCCCUGGUGGAACGAGCAGUUCUCGUGGGAUGUUCACGAUCCGUCCACCGUCCUCACCGUCGCCGUGUUCAACAACAGUCGCGUCGACGGCAAAAACAACAACGGGAACACCAGAGACGAGCCGCUGGGGAAGAUCCGGAUCCGUCUCUCCACGCUAGAUAUCAAUCGCGUGUACACGCACUACUACCCGCUGCUGGCCGUUCACCCCACCGGCGUCAAAAAGACCGGCGAGAUCCACUUGGCGGUGCGCUUCACCUACCCGUCCUUCUGGUUCAGCAUGCUGUGGCUGUACACGAAGCCGAUGUAUAACAAAAUGCAUUACCUGCAUCCCAUCCCCCACCACCAAAUGCCGUUUCUUCGCCACUACGCGACGCUGAGCGUGGCGGCGAAGCUGGCCCGUGCCGAGCCGCCGCUCCCGAGGGAGGCCGUCAACUAUGUGUUCGACGACGGCUCCAACCGGUUCAGCCUGCGGAAAGGUAGGGCCAACUUCAUGCGGAUCCAGGCGCUGCUCGCGGACUUCGUGGACUUCGCGAAGUGGUUCGACGGCGUCCGCCAGUGGAACCGCCCGCUGAUAACCGUUUUCGUCCACGCCCUGUUCUUGAUGCUCGUUAUGGUGCCGAGACUGCUCCUCCCCACCGCGUUCCUCCACUUAUUCGCCGUCGGCCUGUGGAGAUUCAGGAGGCGGCCCAGCUCCCCUGCUCACGCCGACCCUAACCUGUGGGAAUGGGCGGAUCCGGAUAUAUUCGACGAAGAACUGGACAACAUUCCUGUGUUAACGAGGCCACCGGAGGUGGUGGCACGGAGGUACGAUCGGCUGAGGUGGCUCGCCGGAAAUUUGCAAGAAAUGGUGGGGCACCUGGCCAACCACGCGGAGAGGCUGCAGGCGCUGCUAAGCUGGAGGGAUCCACGGGCAACGGCUAUGUUUGCGGUGUUUGCAUUGGCGAUGGCAGGAGUCCUUUGGUCGGUGCCGUUCCAGUUGGUGGUGGUGAUAUUUGGCCUGUACGCCAUGCGCCACCCAAAGCUGCGGAGCAAGACGCCCUCCCUCGCUUUUAACUUCUUCAGGAGGUUACCUGGGAGAGCGGAGAAGGACGAAGAAGAGAACAGGGGAGUUGGAUUCUUGGUUAAUAUGAUGCGAGCCUCGGUGUUGACGAAUCCCUCACCUUUCAUGGAAGCCGCAUGCUCUUCUGCUGCCGCCUCUUUUGUACCGCUCCGUCCUCUCUACCUCAAGGAAUUGAGCCUCGUGCCAACCCGAAUUCCGCAGAGGGGUUCCUCUUGUCGGUCGAUUUCUAAGCCCAGGAGGACAAUCGUGGUUAAAUCAGUUGCCACACCGAAUCGAUUAGUAGAGUUUCCCCUAACUGCUGAAAAUGUUGAGUUAGUAUUGGAUGAAGUACGACCAUAUCUUAUUUCUGAUGGAGGGAAUGUAGCACUUCAUGAGAUAGAUGGAAAUGUCGUAAGGCUAAAAUUACAAGGUGCAUGUGGUUCUUGUCCAAGUUCUGUAACGACAAUGAAGAUGGGAAUUGAGCGCCGGUUAAAGGAAAAGAUUCCAGAAAUUGUUGCAGUUGAACCAGUACCUGAUGAGGAGACUGGGCUUCCACUCAAUGAAGAAAACAUUGAGCAGGUGCUUGAUGAGAUAAGGCCAUUCCUUGCUGGAACUGGUGGGGGUGAGCUUGAGCUUAUUGAAAUUGACAAUCCUAUCGUCAAGAUUAGACUAACCGGCCAAGCUGCCGGCGUCAUGACUGUUCGAGUUGCAGUAACACAGAAGCUGCGAGAAAAGAUACCUGCCAUUGCGGCUGUUCAGCUUUUAUCAUAGGUCAAAAGGAGCGCUUUGAUUUAUUUCGAUACUUAAUGUAAUAAACAUUGAAUUGCACAUAGAUAUUUUCUUGAAGAAAUUAAAUUGUAUUCAUCAUUUAUGUAUUUGGAAUUAAAUUGAGGCAUCAAAGUUUCUAGUAAUUAAGACAUGUAUCAUGUAUAUUAAAUUAUAAAAUAUAUCUACAUGCAUUAGCGCA